This is a messenger RNA of Chroicocephalus ridibundus (black-headed gull), 2199 nucleotides long. It is a transcript of the gene CEP19, whose product is annotated as centrosomal protein 19. Bases 1063 to 1554 code for a protein of 163 amino acids. Gene Ontology annotation, cellular component: centrosome; centriole; ciliary basal body. Gene Ontology annotation, biological process: trans-Golgi to periciliary membrane compartment transport; microtubule anchoring at centrosome. Lineage: Eukaryota; Metazoa; Chordata; Aves; Charadriiformes; Laridae. The transcript has 5 exons. The record is from RefSeq and is a predicted model, not a curated record.
CCGAGAGGGCCUGCGGCGGAAGGGCCCGGCGGCGGCGCCGUAGCCAUGGCAACCGCGCAGCGCAGGCUGCGGUGGAGCGGGGUGGGCUGAAGCCGCCGCUUGGUCCCGGCCCUGGGAGGAGAUCGGCUCCGCCGGCUGAGAGCUACUGGAACCGGCCUUUCGUGCGUGGUUGCAAAGGUCUCUGCCUGCGUUACCUGAAGAUACAAAACCUCUUUCACGCGGAUCCGCGUGGCUGCUUCUCAACGUCUGUAUUUCUCGUCUAAGGAUCCCUUUGCUGCUUCAGAGGUGGAGGCCCACUCUUCUGAUCAUCAGUCACCCUUCAAAAAGCCAUUUUGGUUCAGUUUGAAACAUCAUUUCUCAUUUUAGGGUAUUGAAAGUGACUCUCGAGUGACUUCUUGCUUUUCUCCCCAACUCAUAGAACUAUUUAAAAGCAAAAGGUAUAACAGCUGUAGUUAAUUUCGAGUAUUGAGAAAAUUACUGCAAAUUGGAACUCUUUCCUAUGUGGUUUUUAACAAAGAAGGAAGACUUCGAGUCAGCUUCAAAGUAGCUUUUGAAGAUUAAAGCAAUUUUUCUUGAUUUGGAGACAUAUGUUAAUUUUUGGAGUACAAUUUCUUCCUUACUGCAAUCUGUAGAGUAGUUGGAGAAGAAGAGAACCUUCACAUUUGAUAUAUUUUCCCUUAUUUAAAACCAAAAGAAAAAUAACACAUGCAUUCAGUGUUGUACGCUAAGCCGGGAAAGAGGAUCUGCAGCAGAUCUGGAUCUUCAAGUAUCCUCUAAUAUUUCACCUGACUGGAAAAGGGGACGGAGCCAAGGGCAGGGCUGACGCUGAGGAGUUCUCAAGAGCGUUUUGGGUACGGACAAAUGCAAUAAGGCAGAAAAAGAGAAGUUGUCGCUAAAAAUUGGCUUCUCCCCGAAGUCACACCUGGAGCUUUCACAGGAACUGCCAGACCAUACAAAGUUAAAAGCCUGGUGGUUAGAGCAGCAAAGGGUUUGUGAGCUUUGAGGUUCCUGAGGACACCUCUGAUAAAGCUGACCACGCUGCAGCCAGCACCAAGAGCUGUAAUGACUUACAUUGCAAAGAAGUGCGGCGUCUGCUUUCAGCCUCCAUCCAUUGUCCUGAUCUACAAAGACGGCAGCGAGGAUAAGACUCGCCAGCGCAUCAUGCCUGUCCGAAAUUUCUCCCGGUUCUCAGACUGCAGCUUGGCUGCUGAGCAGCUGAAGAAUAACCCUCGGCACAAGGCUUACCUAGAAGGAGUCUCACUGCAUCAGCUACAGAAGCUGUACAGUUUGCUGAAAGGUCACCUGGGAGGAGAGAGCCUGGCUGAGAGCUUGGAAAAGUUUCAGCGGGAGGAGACCAUUGAUCCAGAAGAGGAUAUGAACAAACUAGAUGACAAGGAACUAGCCAAAAGGAAGAGCAUCAUGGACGAGCUCUUUGAAAAGAACAGGAAGAAGAAGGAUGACCCAGAUUUCAUCUAUGACAUUGAGGUUGAGUUUCCACAGGAUGAGCAGCUGGAGUCCUGUGGCUGGGACGUGGAGUCGGAUGAAGAAAUCUGAUUCUGGACAAAGGUGCCUUGGAUGGGCAGUUCAGAGACAAAUCUCACAGUCCCAACAGCGAGAAUGAUGUCAGCGUACGUAUCUCACUGCAUCGUUUUCAGUUCACGCCGCCGAUGCACGUUACAUUGGUACGGAGAACCCAAGGCGUAAGAUGCUACAGCAAUUCCAGGUUUAAUGAACUUUGUUUAAGAAGCCAGACUAGAUGAAAUGGAAAUUGGGCAGCUGAACUUACUGGGUGUUUUUAGUCUUUGCCUAUGUAUGAGUGCCUAAAGUAAUUUAAAAUUAUUUACUCUCACUUGUUUACAUUUCAGUCAGCUUUGGCUGAAAACCUCACCAGCUUGCCUUGCUGUGGUUUCUCUUCAGCUUCCUCUGAAAAUGAAGUGUUAAAUAUUUAUGUCCUGAAAGUAGUGUUAAAGCUUUAUUUUAUGCAUAUGGCAUUUAUUGUUAUUUCUCAGAAUGUUAAAUAUAUAUUAGUCUCUCUGGAUAAAUCAACGUUGCAUUGAGAAUAUUACCCUGGCGUUUCCUGAACAAUGCUUAAUUCACUAGCUUCAGCUUACACAAAUAUAAAUCCUUAUAUUUAAGAAACAGAAUACCUAGAAAGUAAAUCUUGAAAAUACUUUUGAAAAUACAGUAAUUUCAAGCUAA